This is a messenger RNA of Daphnia pulicaria, 1008 nucleotides long. Its product is annotated as salivary glue protein Sgs-3-like. NCBI's taxonomy places the organism in Eukaryota, Metazoa, Arthropoda, Branchiopoda, Diplostraca, Daphniidae. The transcript has 2 exons. The record is from RefSeq and is a predicted model, not a curated record. Bases 100 to 900 code for a protein of 266 amino acids.
GUGGAUAAAAAAACCUUACAUUAGGCGGAUUGAGUCAGUGCAACUUCGCAGUCGCAAGGAGACUAGUUCCACAGCUAAGACGAUCCUACGCAAAUCAACAUGAAGACUCUGGCUAUUUUGGUGGUUUUGAUAGCCGUCGUUACUUCUGCCAAUGUCGAUUCACCUAGAAUCCGGUCCAGCUUUAGAGAUGUUCCCAUCGCACCGUUUCCUUCGAAUAGAGCCGUUACUACUGUACGCACCACCACCACGCUAACCACUACUAUAACAUCCCUUAUUACUACAUUGACUACACUCAUAGUCAGAGAAACAACCACCAUUCCAACCACUAAAACGUCAAUUAUUACCACCCGCCCUAUGACCACGAUUUUUAGUACAACUGUAAUACCCACAACAAGGUUCAGUACUGUAACCGAGCGUCCUUCGACCACAAUUACUAGUACAACUGUAAUACCUACGACAAGGUUCACUACUAUAACCCUUCGUCCUUCCACCACAAUUAGUACAACAAUAACCGUCCCUACCACAAGGACAAUAACUUCUACCACCCGUCCUUUAACUUCCACCACAACUACUCUAACGUUCCCCGUAACAACUAUCAUAACUGAAACAACAACGUCAGAGAUUACGUUUACAGACACGGCAACUACUUUCACAACUACAACGGUGUUUCCUACAACAACAGUCGACCCUACCGCUACUUCUCCGGUUGAGCCCACGGUUGAGCCCACUACUGAUCCUAAUUUUACAGAUGCACCUUGUGAAUGUGAAUGUACUACGGAUGGGACAACGGACGCACUAACAGACAUUCCUACGGAUGGGGCAACGGACACAAUAACGGACACACCUACUGUUGAACCAUCGAUGAGAAUGCAAUUUAUGGUGACUGAUACCUAUUAUUAAUGUCCACUAUUUCUAGUGGUUUUCCUAUCUACUGGGGUCAAAUACUUUCAACACUAAUUAUCUAACAUUUUUAACAUCGGUGAUUGACAAUAUACUAUUGCAACGGGA